UCUUUGGGGGAAACCUUUUCUCGAAAGCUUUUCCUCCACACUGAUGUGGGGUCGUGGUGGUAAGAAGGAGCAUCUUUAACAUGCCCGAUGCCUUUGUGGCUGGUGCUAUUGAAAUGGUGGUGACCGAAGAUGGCGACGACGGAGACAAGAACCGGAUGAUCGCGUGGCCAGAAACGAAUAAUCGUUGGGCUACCACUACUACGAGACUACUUUGGCCAUAGAACUUGGCCUCUUUUUCGGCCACAGCAUGGAAAGUCGUCUUUUCCCAACAACAUCGACUUUUGCUCUGACCACGACGACAACAACAACUAGUGGCAAGCGGUUGUUGGGCCACGAACAAGAACGACGGGUACAGGAGCCACCACCUCCACAGCCACAACGACUGCACCAAGAACACCAACCACAGCAACAUCGGAGUGUGGGACGGCUUGCAGUCACAUCGAAAUCCCCAACUCGGGCUCGGUUGCCCAUUAAUAUAGGCAGGCAUUUUUAUUCGCCCAGUGCCGUUUCGGUCUGUCGUUCCUCAGGAACGUCUUUAGUGUCACAAGAUCGCCAAUUCCCCGUUUGUCUUGGGAAGUUGUCUUGACCAACAUCAGCGCUGGUGUUCCUGACCCGACAACUUACGAAUACUUCUCAAUGUGUAAUGCCUACAUCCGCUCCAUUAAUGAGUCCCUGAUGUGAUAAUCAGACCACCAUUGUACGUGCUACAACAACAAUACCGCCACCACCACCACCACCACCAACAACAACAAUAACAACAACAACAACGACGGUAAUCGUCAUCACCAGUCAGUCAGCUCCUACUUAGAUCUAGCUCGUGGUUCCUCGUUUCGUGCAAAACAAAACCAUCUCAAUUUGGGAUAAGAAAGCCGUUUGUGGCUUCUAACCAACCUCGUCGAACAACUCAUGUGUCAAUAUGCUUCAAAGUUCAAUACUCUCCAACUCGGCUGUCGCCUCUGCAUCUUGUUCUCAACAAGCCAGUGCCACCACAAUAGUACAUAACAGUCACAACAAUAAUAAUGUCAGAUUGAGUGGGUUUCCACCUAAUGGAACCAAUCCCAUGGGCAGUCGGGAAGGGAUGCAUCCGGCGGCAGCUGCAGCCGUGGCCGCUCAAGCCGCUGCCGUGGCGGCCGCAGCCAACCUCUCAUCUACCUCAGCAUCCAUACUUCCGCACCAAUUUCCCCACGGUGCUCACAAUCCCGGUGGAUUUGUAGGACCACCUCAUCCAGAGUUGAUGGGGAAUCACAUGCCGCCACACCAUCAUCCUCAUCCUCACCAUCAUCCCCACCAUCACCCUCAUCAUCACCCGCAUCAUCACCCUCACUUGGGGCCUCACCAUGGCCAUCAUCCUGGGAUGAUGGAGCCACCCAAGCCUCGUUUUCUGUUUCGUGUUCCCCGUGUUGUACCCAAUCAAAAAGAAAAAUAUGACUCCGACGAACUCAUGAAGAGGCAUUCGAGAGAAGGGGAGGUCCGAUAUACAGCAUUCCGCGAUAGGCCGCUCCACGAGCGUCAAAGUAAAUUUAUCCAAUCUCUGCGAGAAGGUAUCCUAGAAAUCGCAUUUAUCGCAACGGGUUUUAAUGUGAUGCUAUCCUUUGACACAUUUACCCAUGCAUUUCAUCCUGAACGGAGGCAAAUUGAUUUUGAGAAGGAACCAGGAAAGGUUCACAUUCGCUCACCAUUCAUCUUCAAUGGGGUUUGCGUCCGAUGGAAGGGCUAUCUAGACAUUGAACGUCUUGAUGGGGUGGGAUGCAUCGAGUUCGACGAGGAGGCUGCCAAAGCAGAGGAUAUUGUUCUCAAAGAACAGGUCGAGGCCUACAAUCGACGUAUGAAAGAAUUUGAAGAGCAUCGAAAACAACAACAGCGCCAAAUUGCGGCCUUCAUGGAGCAGCAACAACAGGCCUUGGCGGCAUUGAACUCGGCCGCUGUAGCGGCCUCCAAUCCAAUGUCUACCACCGUCAGCUCCACUGUCACCUCAGCCUCAACUAACGGAGGCCGAAGGGAGUUUCAGCUCCCAAGCUCGACCUCGAUCUUGACGGCCUCGUCCCCUCUGUCCGAUAAGAGCCGAAGCACGCCAGAUUUGGACGAAGAGAAAUGCUCGUCACCGGAUAUUAUUAAGGUGAAGAAACCCGCGCUUAGUCUGUCUUCUACAAUUACAUCUAGUCAAAUGAAGCUUCACGAAAUGACCACCUAGGACAUAAAGUGAGAUCUAUGAGCUAUCAAGAAAAGCUCCGAACACUUCCCACAUGUCAGAGAUC
Messenger RNA from Tigriopus californicus, 2255 nucleotides. Its product is annotated as RNA-binding protein 33-like. Gene Ontology annotation, molecular function: transcription coactivator activity; sequence-specific DNA binding. Gene Ontology annotation, biological process: regulation of transcription by RNA polymerase II. The transcript has 5 exons. Gene Ontology annotation, cellular component: nucleus; core-binding factor complex. Bases 917 to 2191 code for a protein of 424 amino acids. The record is from RefSeq and is a predicted model, not a curated record. NCBI's taxonomy places the organism in Eukaryota, Metazoa, Arthropoda, Copepoda, Harpacticoida, Harpacticidae.